AUGACAAGUGUUGUAGUCGGAGGACUAUUCAACGCCGUAGCAUUUGCAGGAGCCGGAUACCUGUUCAGCAAAUUAAACCACAGUGGAUACGAGGGCGAAAUGAAAAGACACAACAAAGCGUUGGGAAAAUUAGCCAAGGCUAAGGAAAAAUGGUAUGAAAGUCAAGUGGAAAAAAAGAACAGAAUUGCAAUACUCAGGCAGGAACUAGUCGACGCUAAAUCGGAUAUGGAAACGACAAACCGUGCUCUUGACUCCCUGCGGAAAGCGCAGGAGGAACUGACCCUGGAUAGGGAACCGACGAUUCACGAUUACUACAAACCAUCAAGCGAAAUGGAAGAAUACCAACAGAUCACGAUUGGAAUAUUGGGACUGGGGUCUGGAUUCGUAAUUACAAAAUUACUGUAGACCCGUCGGAAUUUUAAUGUUCCUUCGAAUAUUAAAAUUGAUUUCUACUGUCUUAGGCUUUUGUGCCCGAUUGCUAGCGUGUGGAUUCCAUCAUUCAUAAUUAUCCUCUUGUCAUCAUUUGCUGAUAGGGCUACCUUAACGAUCCUUUCCGUAUAUAUUUCGUGUAACCUGCUUCUGAAGACAUUCAUUCCCCUCCAUUGUUUCUCACCACUGAAGAGACAUUCCUUAUAGUUUUCGAAUGUUAUUCCUUUUUUGAUGACUACUUUCUUGACUCCCUUACACUUCUUUCCCUCACCGCCGCCUUCCGCUAUUUUGUAAGCAUAUAGCUUCGACCUUAAUCCCGCAAACUCUUCAAUUUGUUUCGCACCCGUUUCCAGCUUCAUCAUCCCGAUGACUUUUUUGUUCACACCCGUUGGGAUUCCGGAUGGAUGGUCCUUACCUAGAUUGCUGGUGUCGAACUUUUCGUGAACAUCUUCGGAUAUGUCCUUGAAAAAAUCCUCGGUCCUAAUUUCGUAGCAUAGGGAGUCCGUGUCCGUGAAUAGGAGCCUGGCAUCAUCCCCAUACUUUGGUUUAAUGUAAUUAUAGUGGAAGUCAUACAUGAGGGUCUUACUGAUGUCAAGGAUGCUCAUCCCCAAUUAUAUAGGUUUAUUCAGUUUUACGGAUGUCUUCAUUAUAUGGACUGCCACUAAGUUUUCGGAAAAAACGGUCGCAGAUUUGUAGUUGUUUUGAGCCAACUUGUUCCACUUCUUCUCGUUAUUAACAAGUCUUAUGUCGACCCUAUUCCUAACAUUUUCCAUCGUCUUUCCAAAUACCGAGUUGUUCAUAAGCUUGAAGAAGUCCUUCUCAAAGUCCGUAGUGCCUUUUGUACGCAGGUCCGUGUUGAGUUGGAUGUAUUCCUUUAUCCAAGGCUUUUCGUAGAAUUUCAGUCCGCGGUGGAUCCUAGUGAUCUUUAACCCCAGGUUCAGGUACUGUUCCAAGUUCUUAUGGUGAAGGACGUAUUUUUCCUUGCCGUUGAGGUUCUGAACGAGUUUUUCCACCUUGUUAAUUAUUAUUUUUUCGGGUGCAAGGGGAUAUUCGUUGUGCUUGCUGUGUAAGUCGUCCGGAUAUUCCAUAUCCACUUCGAGGAUACAGCUAUAGUCUGUCCACUUCUCCAGUUCCCUGUCGCCUGCCGUCCAUCCACUUAGAAUCCUUGAUGGGUAGAGGUUGACUCAUUGCCCAUCCGUACAGGUUGUUCGGGCGGUCCAUAUAGGGUAGGUAUGUGGACCGCCCCUUGUCGUCACGAUUGGUUACCGGUUCAAUGCCAGUAAUUGCCGAAAUAAUCAUGCUAAGCAUUGAUAUGAUUACGGAUGAUAGAUCGGAAAACUUUUUUCCCAUCCACUUUUUGAAUCUUUCCAACCAGGUUAGGUUCUUAGAAAGUUCGAUAUACUUAUUAUCUGCCCUGGCAUACCUUUUGGUGAUGGUGCUGAUUCCACCCGAAUACCCUUUUCGAUGAAUAGGUACAUAUCGCUGACCCUGACAAAAUACCAGCGAAACUCCUCAAAAACUGUGCGUCCAGUAUUUAUUUAUCGCUAUGUGAUCUCUUCAACAAGAGUUUAUCUCUGGGUAAACUUCCAAAUGAGUGGAAACUCUCCAAUAUUGUUCCAAUCCCAAAGAAAGGUCCAGCUGAAGAUGUAUCAAACUAUCGACCAAUAUCUCUGUUGUCCCUGGUCUCCAAAGUCUUCGAACGUUGUGUCUACAACCAACUCGUAUCACACAUUUUCACUCAACUCCACCAUCUACAAUUCGGUUUCCUCAGAGGCAAAUCAACCACCUCACAGCUUCUGCACGUUCUCCAGGAUAUUCACCAAGCGUUGGAGAGUCGAAACCAAGUCGACGCUGUGUAUUUGGACUUUGCAAAAGCGUUUGACAAGGUUAGUCAUAAGCUUUUGUUGACUAAACUUCACAAGUUUGGAGUAAGAGGUGACCUACUAAGUUGGUUUGAAAAUUAUCUCUCCGGCUGCUACCAAAGAGUCACUGUUCUGGGUGAGACCUCGGGUACACUCCCUGUACUGUCUGGAGUUCCUCAGGGAUCAAUCUUGGGGCCCCUCCUUUUCCUAGUAUAUGUGAACGAUCUUCCACAUUCCAUCUCGGGCGAAUCAACUGUGGCAAUGUUUGCCGAUGAUACCAAGUGCUACCGUCCGGUGAAAGAUUUACCCAAUUGCGAAAGUCUGCAGAAUGAUCUCAAUAAUCUCGUGAACUGGUGUACUAUCUGGAAGAUGGACUUAAAUAAGUCUAAAUGCAGAGUAAUGAGCUUCACAAGAAGUCGCCAACCAGUCACAACAAAUUAUAAACUACUGGAUAGUUCUCUGAGGCAACUAUGUCACCAAAAAGACCUUGGGAUUGUUGUCACAAAAGAUCUCAAGUGGACGAAACAGGUUGAAGAAAUAACAUCAAAAGCGAGCUCAAUGCUAGGCUUCAUUCGUCGAACAGCAUCCGACACGCAUAACAUCCACGUGCGAAAGGUGUUGUACCUGUCCUUAGUGCGCAGCAAGUUAGGAUAUGCCAGCCAGGUGUGGGCACCUCAAACUGUCAGCGACAUACUGUCAAUAGAACGGGUUCAACGUCGCGCGACCAAAUUCAUCCUUUCCCUUCCUUACAGAACAGCCACAACAUACAGGGAACGACUACUGGUUAUCGGUAUUCUCCCGGUCUGCUACUGGCACGAAUUUCUAGACUUAGUUUUUCUUUACAAGAGUAUUCUAAGCAACGAUGUCAAUGUGUCAAUACGAACAACCACCCGGACGACUAGAAACGCUGACCCUGUCAAUGGUGUUCUUCUUAAUGUAUCUCGAUGCAGGACAGUUAGCUACAAGAACAAUUUCUAUGUGAGAGCGCCUAGCGUAUGGAACAUUCUCCCUAGCAAUAUUCGUGACACUUCAAGAUCAUUAGCUUACUUUAAAAUCUCUUUAUUCAAUUACUACUUAAACCUUUUAGAACAAAUAUACAACCCGGACAAUCCUAGAACAUUUAAGUCUGUGUGCGUCAAAUGCCACUCAACUCGGUCUCUUGAUAGUUUAUUAG
Messenger RNA from Paramuricea clavata, 3465 nucleotides. The record is from the annotation of a GenBank genome assembly. NCBI's taxonomy places the organism in Eukaryota, Metazoa, Cnidaria, Anthozoa, Malacalcyonacea, Plexauridae.